Molecule: messenger RNA, 540 nt
Organism: Hipposideros armiger (great roundleaf bat)
Lineage: Eukaryota; Metazoa; Chordata; Mammalia; Chiroptera; Hipposideridae
Gene: SCGB3A1
Product: secretoglobin family 3A member 1
Exons: 3
Coding region: 61-438 (125 amino acids)
Biological process (GO): positive regulation of myoblast fusion
Source: RefSeq, a predicted model, not a curated record
GGCCAAGCUCUAGAAAGGGUGUCUUUGGUCCCACGAGCAUCCGCUGAGCUGCAGCCCGCCAUGAAGCUCAUCGCUGCCUUCCUGGUCCUCGGUGUGGCCCUGCUCAGUCACUCCGCUGUGGCCUUCUUUAUGGGCUCGGGGGCCAAGCCUGUGGCCCCAGUUGCAGCUGCCCUCACCCCUGGCCUGGACGUCGGGGCUGGGGCCCUGGAGGCUGGAGCUGGGGCCCUGGAGGCUGGAGCUGGGGCCCUGGAGGCCGGUGCUGGGGCCGUGACCAAGCCCUUUUUCAAGGGCUUUAACCCCUUGACGUUCAUACUGGCCAGCCUGGGCAUCCCCGUGGCGCAUCUGGUGGAGGGUUCCAGGAAGUGUGUGACUGAGCUGGGCCCUGAGGCCGUAGGGGCAGUGAAGUCUUUGCUGGGGGCUCUGACGUUCUUGGGCUGAGCAGAAGCUGGAGUAUCCCUGCCUGGGGACAAGAUGCUGCCACUUGCAGGCUGAGGACCUGCGCCAGCCCUUGCCCUCUCUCAAUAAACAUGGUUAAAAGCA